Molecule: messenger RNA, 5812 nt
Organism: Cricetulus griseus (Chinese hamster)
Lineage: Eukaryota; Metazoa; Chordata; Mammalia; Rodentia; Cricetidae
Source: RefSeq, a predicted model, not a curated record
GAUUCCUUCGCCGCUUGCAGAGCACCGCGCGGUGGUGUUUGCCAUUGUCCCUGUGCGUCCCGUCGGGUGCCCCCAGGAGCGCGAUGGCUGAGCUGUUUCCUCUGGCCGAGGAGCUGUCGUGCUCCAUUUGCUUGGAGCCCUUCAAGGAGCCCGUCACCACCCCGUGCGGCCACAAUUUCUGCAGGUCGUGUCUGGAUGAGACGUGGGAAGUCCAGGGCCCGCCGUAUCGGUGUCCGCAGUGCCGCACGGUGUACCAGGUGCGCCCGCAGCUGCACAAGAACACGGUGCUGUGCGCGGUGGUAGAGCAGUUUCUGCAAGCAGAGCAGGCACGGACGCCGGUGGACGACUGGAUCCCCCCUGCCCGCUCCGCUACAGCCACCGAGGUGGCCUGUGACCAUUGCCUGAAGGAGGUCGCGGUGAAGACGUGCCUCGUGUGUAUGGCCUCUUUCUGCCAGGAGCACUUGAGACCGCACUUCGACAGUCCCGCCUUCCUGGACCACCCCCUGCAGCCGCCCGUCCGUGACCUGCUGCGCCGCAAAUGUCCCCAACAUAACCGCCUUCGGGAAUUGUUUUGCCCCGAACAUGGCGAGUGCAUUUGCCAUAUCUGCCUGGUAGAGCACAAGACCUGCUCCCCUACACUCCUAAGCCAGGCCAGCGCCGACUUGGAGAACAAACUGAGGAAUAAACUCACCCUCACCCACAGUCACAUCAACGGGGCAACCAGAGCAAUGGAGGAAGUGAGAGCCAAGCAGCAGGGUGUGCAGGACUCUAUGAACAGGAAAAAGGAACAACUGAGGCAAGAAUAUAUGGAAAUGAAGGCUAUCCUUGAUUCAGCGGAGACCAACUUGAUGCGUAAGCUGAAGGAGGAGGAGAAGCGGAUCCACGGAAAGCUGGACAGCAUCUACCAGGUUCUUGCCAAGAAGAAGAGUGAGAUGCAGAACCUGAAGGCGGAGGUUGAGCUCACCCUGUCCAAAGGGGACGAGUUUGAGUUUCUGGAGAAAGCGGCAAAAUUGCAAGGAAUGUCAACAAAACAAGUCUACAUCCCCAAGGUAGACCCAGACCACGAAUUGAUAAAGGGGGUCUACCAGAGUGCAUUGAACCUCAAAAAUGAGCUGAAGCAAUCUUUCAAGCAGCUACAGGAGAAGAAAGCUGAAGAGCCCCUUGGCCCAGGUAGCAUGGUAGAUAAUGAUACAGAGUCCACACUCAAACAUCGUCCUGGGAAGAAGACACCACAGGAAAAGAAGACCAAGAAACCAACUGGUGCUACCGGCUCCUUUCCCAGCUCUUCCUCAUUCAACAAGCUUCCCACCUUUGGAGCUCCUGGACAGUCAAUGGAUUUUAAAACAACUGACCCUGAUGCCGCACCCAAAGCCAACACCUUGCAGCCAAACUCUACUGCACUCAAAGCUAAGAUGCUAGAAAACUUCUUAGCCAAGUCUAGGGCCGAGCUUCUGGAGUAUUACGUUAAAGUCGUCUUCGACUACAAUACUGCCCACAACAAAGUGGUUCUGUCAGACAACUACACCACCGCCUCCGUGGCUGAGGGACUUCAGCACUACCGUACCCAUCCCCAGAGAUUCACCUACUGCUCUCAGGUUCUGGGGCUACAAUGCUAUAAGAAAGGCAUUCACUACUGGGAGGUUGAGCUGAAGAAGAACAAUUUCUGCGGUGUAGGCAUUUGCUACGGCAGCAUGGAUAGGCAGGGCCCGGAGAGCCGUCUGGGCCGUAAUGCCAACUCGUGGUGUGUGGAAUGGUUCAACAACAAGAUCUCUGCCUGGCACAACAAUGUGGAGAAAACCCUGCCCUCCACCAAAGCCACUCGAGUUGGUGUGCUUCUCAACUGUGACCAUGGCUUUGUCAUCUUCUUUGCUGUCACUGAAAAGGUCUAUUUGAUGUAUAAGUUCAAGGUGGACUUUACUGAAGCCCUGUACCCAGCCUUCUGGGUGUUCUCCGCUGGUACCACGCUUUCCAUCUGCUCCUCCUCUAAGUAGGCAGGCCACUAGGCCAGCCUCAGACACUUGGACUUUGAGGAACAUCUAAGACUGGUAAAAACGCUGUAUGUAGGUGGGAUUCUCCUUGGCAAACUUCUGAGUCCCCAUAGGUAGGAGAUUGGAAGGAGAACUGGGGGAGAGGCUGAGAGAAUAAAAAGGGGAGAUUUGGCUGGGAAAGGGGUGGAGUGAUUGUCUUGUGGGUGGGGAAGCAUAUCUACCUCCUGGUACCCCUGAGGGCAGGGUGACCUCCCAGAGUCUGGGAAAUUUCAGGCUGCUAGCCACUUGGGCAGAGCUUCGAAAGGAAAAUCAUUAGUGCUUCCUGUUGUCUUACAGAAAAUCUGUAGCUAUGUUUUUUUCUCAGGUGAUGGAUGUCCACUCUUUGUGGUUGCCUUCAGAUUUUUGUAUUUUAAUUAUGCUCUAGAUUUAAAAAAAAAAAAUAGGUGCGGUGGUGCAUGCCUUUAAUCCCAGCAUUUGGGAGGCAGAGGCAGGUGGAUAUCUAUGAGUUCUAGGCCAGCCUAUAGAGUGAAUUUUAGGUCAGCUGAAGCUACAUAGUGCGACCCUGUUUCAAAAACAAAACCAAACAAAACAAAAGCCGGGCGUUGGUGGUGGUGGUGAAUGCCUUUAAUCCUGGCACUCGGGAGGCAGAGGCAGGCGGAUCUCUGUGAGUUCGAGGCCAGCCUGGUCUCCAGAGAGAGUGCCAGGAUAGGCUCGAAAGCUACACAGAGAAACCCUGUCUCAAAAAAAACAACAAAAACAAAAAAAAAAAAACACAAAAAAACCCAAAAUCGAGUUCAGUGUAUAUAUUAUCUCUUUGGAGCUAGGUAUUGAAUCUAGAGCCUUUAUAUGUCUUACUUCUGAAGUUCAUCCUGCUCUGAACUGCCAUAUAACCCUUCCUCCAAGGAAACUUUUGUAGAUAAGGCUUCAAAGUCUCAUCUGAAUCAGCUUGUGUCAAAGCAACCCUGAUCCAGUUGAGACAGAAUUUCUUCCUCUCUAAGGGGCAUCUCAUCAGGGCCAUGUUGAUUGUGGCCAUAGAGCUAGACGCCUUUCUUCCCAUAGCCUGUGUUGGGAGUGGGGAUAGGGGAGCAGGACCCUAUCAGGCUGGAUUAAUGUUAGCCUGAUGGCUUUGCUCUUACCAAUGUCUUGCCUUGACAACAGUCUUCAUCAGUAACAUCCCCCUCCUCUGGAUUGUAGUUACUGGGCUGUGGCUAUAAAGGCCACCUUUUGCCUUCCGUGGCUACCACAGUUAAGAGGUCAGCCACACCACAUUCCCAUACCCUACAGUCAUGCAGAUGAAGUACUCGUGGUUGCUUCUGGAGCCAUACUAGAUCACCCACUGAGGUGACUAUCUAUGGUCUGAGGGACCUGUGGGAGACAGCUAUCUUCCUGUUUUUCCCUAGCCACAGACUACAGGCCCACUGAUGUGUCUGAGACCCAUCACCUAACCUAUCCUGUUCAUCUGUCUUCCUCAUUUGAGCCAAUUCCAGGUGCUCAUAUAAGACUGAACUGUAGGUUAGGAAGACCUUUAAGGAUAAGAAAAAAGCCAAGGAGGGUCUGGCCAGUGGCUGUUUUUUCUGUGGUCUUUCAUGCAGUGAAAAAUGGCCCAGGCCACUAAAGGGCAGGGAUGGAGGACUAGAAUCUCCCCACCCUCAUGUACUGAUGUCAAAUCCAGAACGUGUGAGGAUUUGGCCUCUGUGACAGGAGUCCAGCUCCUUUUCUUUAGUGGGGAGCUCCCUCUUUAAGCCUUCCAAUGAAGAGAGGUCACUGUAGGGAAGGUAGGGCCCCUAGACCUUUCAUAUGGAUGGAUAUUUGAGAACAUAACACAUCUCAGAUCUUGUAAUGGAAUUCCAGGGCUCUUACUUAGCAUUGGCAUUCCUGACAGAUGUGUGAUCUGUGUCCUCUCCCAGAGGAAUGUUCUGUUUCCUGGGAGCAUCUUUGCGGGGCACAUGUCCCUGUAGAUGAUGCGUGGCCUUUGAAAGUUUAUUUAUUUUUUUUUUGCUACACAAGUUCUUUGGUGAUUCUUCUCUGAAUUUGAAGAUUGCCGAUCUUCUGAAACAAAGCCUUGUUUGAAACCAAGUCAGACUUGGGAAACAUCUAGGUUUAGAGAAGCAGAAUGCCAAGGGUUAACUGAGGGGUCCUCCUUGGACUCUUACACAGAAAUGAAACUGACAGUCAAGACUCUUUCCAGGCUAUGUACAGCUCAGGCUAGGAAGUAUGUAUCCCUCUGUUUAUGAGAGAGCCAAGCAGGUGACCAAAGCCCGGAGCUGUUCAAGGUGCUUUGGAGCUGUAAGUGGAGGAGUAUACCCUUGCUGUCUGGUACCUUUCUGUUUGCAAUGGUAAGACCUUGCCUUGACCAUAAACGUGUCUGGAAUCUUGUACCAUGGGGUCCUAGAAUGGACACAGCCUGUGUAUCCAUCUUGCUUCUCCUUUUGAGAAGCAGACAGAUGGAAAGGUGGAGGAUGGCUCUGUUCACCACUCUUGUCAUUCCAACAUGGAAGAGACACCUAAACACAGGUUACAGGAAAACCCUGGGGGCUCUGUGGACAUACAGGAAUUGCCAGAAACGUUGAUGUAAAAUCCUAUCCUAGACCCAAUGACUGUCUCAGUCACUCUGGUAUGAUAAACUAAAGGUCAAGUCUUUGCAUUAUCCAGGACUGGCUGGCUAGUCUUUUUAAUUGCUUGGAGAUUGAUUUUCGAUCUAUUACUAAUAUCGAUAUGUUAUCUUUUACAUCAUUUACCUCCCUCUACUGAUUUUAGUUAAUUACUAAUGUUCUAGCUAAUGACUUCUUGAACUAAGUGCUUUAGAAGUGAGUUAUUAUCAAGAUAGUCACCAUAAACAGGGCAAGGAUGGCUGUUGCCCCUUACUUUGAAUGCAGUGAAGCAGAAUUCGGUAUCCCCUCUGGAUUGAGGUGUGGGUGGAAGAUGUUGUCACUCAAGCUGAAAUCCAAUGAUGAGGUACACGCCCCCUGAAAGCUACUGCCCAGGGUUUCUGGGUGUUCAGGCCUUACAAUCCCUUGAACCCUACCAUAGUGUAGCCACCAUUUCAGGGAACUUUAAGUAAAAAAAUACUCAGAGAGAGGUUGUGUAGGCCUAACUUCAAGACAGUGGCAGAGCAGAACACAAAUGAAAACUAAACCCCAUUUAAGUAACCUGCAAGGGGAGGUGGGAACCUGGGGCUUGUUUUCUUCUUAUUCUUCCUAUAUUACGGUUACAUAGGCUUCAACAUUUCCAUCAUGAAAAGCUAAAUAGUGAAAUGGAAAAUGGCCCAGACCAGAGAUGGAGUGUGUUCAUGCUCUUUUCUACAGAGGAAUAGGUGUCUGGGGAAGUGUACUUUGUUGGCUGUUAGAGGGUUUGACUGGCCUUUGUUUCUGGUUUGGGGGGGUAUGUGUGUGGGGUAUUAAGUUCUUGGAAUUUCCUGAGAGGAUGGAGUGUCACUGUUAUUUGUCUGCCUUGUGGAUCACAGUGGAAUUUUUGUCAAGAGAGGGGAUGACCCAGGAUGGCAGCUGGCCACUAUAAAGACCAGCUUGGUGAUUUGUUGAGGGUUGAGGCAUUGAGCUCAAAGGACCCCUGAAGGGAGAAGAGAGAACUGGGGAUUGGAGUCAGUCGGAGACCUCUGGGAAUCCUGCCAGUAAAUGAUGGUUCAAAUCCAGACCUAGUGCAACUUCUCUGCAGAUGAACACAUACAUGGCUUUGCUUCGGGCUGAUGCACUCUUGUCCUAUGACGGCAGGACAAGGAGAAUCUGUGCUCUAGAUCCUUCCAGAGCUUGCCCUAUGUGACUGCUUCUGAUUAUUUUCAUUUAAAUAAAGCUCAAAUCAUAAAUACA